Molecule: messenger RNA, 433 nt
Organism: Hibiscus syriacus
Lineage: Eukaryota; Viridiplantae; Streptophyta; Magnoliopsida; Malvales; Malvaceae
Product: peptidyl-prolyl cis-trans isomerase CYP21-3, mitochondrial-like
Exons: 3
Coding region: 1-381 (126 amino acids)
Biological process (GO): protein peptidyl-prolyl isomerization
Molecular function (GO): peptidyl-prolyl cis-trans isomerase activity
Source: RefSeq, a predicted model, not a curated record
AUGUGCAGUCAGGGAGGGCACUUCAAUGGAAUGAUCUUUCACCGUGUUAUAAAGCACUGUCAUUCAUGCCGCGAUAGCAAUAAGCUGGGAGCUGCAGAGGACUGGACUUUGAAAGGAAAACAUUAUAGCCAACUCGAUACCAGUGUGAAGCAUGAAGCAUUCAUGCUUGGAACUUCUAAGACAAAGCAUGAAAACGGUGCAUUUGAGCUUUUCAUCACAACUGCACCAAUCCCAGAUCUAAACGAGAAGCUUACCGUCUUCGGGAAGGUCGUUAAGGGAGAGGAUAUUGUUCAGGAAAUCGAAGAAUUGGAUACGGACGAGCAUUAUCGGCCUAAAUCUUCUGCAGCCAUCCGCCGUGUGACUCUGAAACAAAGCAUCUAAAACCAAACACACAAAGAAGUUUUCCUGCAUUGCAUGUUCUGUAAUUCCAAAC